Molecule: messenger RNA, 1497 nt
Organism: Fusarium pseudograminearum CS3096
Lineage: Eukaryota; Fungi; Ascomycota; Sordariomycetes; Hypocreales; Nectriaceae
Exons: 2
Coding region: 1-1497 (498 amino acids)
Molecular function (GO): chitin binding
Source: RefSeq, a predicted model, not a curated record
AUGAAGUUUCUUACUACUGUCAUCGGCCUCGCCUCUGCUGCGAACGCCCACACCCUCUUCACCACUCUCUUCAUUGAUGGCGAGAACCAGGGCGAUGGUACCUGCGUUCGUCAGCCAAAGGAUGCUUCCACCGCCAACAGCCCUAUCUACCCUAUUGACGGAGCUGCCAUGGCUUGCGGUAGGGAUGGCAGCAAGGCUGUUCAGUACAUCUGCCCUGCCCCUGGCGGUGCUCAACUGACUUUCCAAUUCCGCGAAUCCCCGAGCGGCCACAAGAAGGGUGCCAUUGCCAAAGGCCACCGAGGCCCUUGCUCUGUCUACAUGAAGAAGGUCGAUGACAUGUUCUCGGACUCGGCUGCUGGCGACGGUUGGUUCAAAGUUUUCGAAGAUGGUUACAGCGUCAAGGACGACAAGUGGUGUGUCGACCGCCUCAACGAAAACAAGGGACUUCUGUCUGUCAACCUCCCUACCGGUCUUCCCUCCGGAUACUACCUGGUCCGCCCUGAGAUCCUCGCUCUGCACAGUGCUCCCGAGGGCGACCCUCAGUUCUACCAGAGCUGUGCCCAGAUCUUCAUCGAGAACGGUCCUGAAGGCCCUCUUGAGAUUCCUGAAAAAUACGAGACCAGCAUCCCUGGCUAUGUCACCAAGAAAGACCCUGCCGUGACCUUCAACAUCUACGACAAGCAUGGCGAAUACCCUAUUCACGGACCUGAUGUCUGGAACCCUACCUCCAAGGAGACUGGCACCAAGAAGGCCCAGAAGGAUGGUCUCGUUCCCAAGACCUGUUUAGCCAAGAACGCCAACUGGUGCGGCAAGCCCCUUGCCAAAUACUCCGACCAAGACGGCUGCUGGGCUGCGGCCAAGAAGUGCUGGGAUGAAGUUGGCGACUGCUGGGACAAUGCUCCUCCCACCGGCGGUUACGGUUGCGAUACCUGGAACGACUACUGCCAGGAGAUCAACGACGCCUGCAAGGCGAAGGACUUCCAGGGGCCUCCUGCUUUUACCGGCAAGGAACACUAUGUUGACACGCCUGGCCCUAUCCCUGCUUCUUACGGAAAAUUCAAGGCUAUUGCCAUUGGCGUGACCAAGGAGAUCAAGAACUCCAACUCGAACCCCAAGCCUGUUGAAGUCGACUACGAAUCCCCAAGCUACGAAGUCCCCAGCAAGACUACCAAGGCCGUCAAGGCUCCUGCUGCUACAACCGAGGCCUCGCUUCCUGCAUCCAACACCCAGUCUACCCAAGAGACCGCGACUCGCACGUGGGACGAGGACGAGAAGAACACCUUGUUCAGCGAUACUCCUGUUAUUGCUCCUCCUCUGCCCGCUGUGACCUUCCCCGUGAAGGUAUCUGAAGACGGUCUCUGCGGUGGCGAGAAUGGCCAGACCUGCGAGGGUAGCAGAUUUGGUGACUGUUGCUCUCGCGAGGGCAAGUGUGGUCGCAAGACUAAGCAGUGUGGGUGCGGUUGCCAGAAGGUUUUCGGUCUCUGCAACGAGAAGUAA